Messenger RNA from Scophthalmus maximus (turbot), 2381 nucleotides. RefSeq names its product zinc finger protein basonuclin-2. The transcript is spliced from 7 exons. NCBI's taxonomy places the organism in Eukaryota, Metazoa, Chordata, Actinopteri, Pleuronectiformes, Scophthalmidae. Bases 187 to 2277 code for a protein of 696 amino acids. Gene Ontology annotation, cellular component: nucleus. Gene Ontology annotation, biological process: regulation of DNA-templated transcription. The record is from RefSeq and is a predicted model, not a curated record.
UACAUAAUUAGUAAAAUCAUGAGUAUUUUGUCUUUCAUUGAUGAGGGAACACGGCGAAGAAAAGAGAUCUCUGAUUAAAUAUACAAUGUCAUCACAAAGAUUCACGUAAGUUGAAUGUAACUGUCCAGUCGUCCAAUCACAGGGGUUUGUUUUAUCUGACCAAUCAGGCGGCUGCAGGACUGAAACAUGAGGAUGACUCCCGACACUGAGCAGUCCAUCAGAUGUACAGUAUCCAGCUGCAGCUGCAUGCGCUUCAAACCUGCAAGAGCCAAACACAGGUCAUGUGACCGCUGUGGACACGGCUGGGUGGUACACGCCCUGGAGAAGCUCCAGGCCCCGCCCUCCCCCAGCUGCGGCCCAGUGGAGGUGGCCCUCCCCGGGCUGGUGUUGGACCUGAGCUCCCUGGUGCUGUACGGAGCUCAGGCCGUCCCAGUCCGUCUGAAGAUCCUGUUGGACCGUCUCUACAGCGUCCUGACCCCAGAGCAGGUUGGCCACAUUCUGCACACACUGGGCUGGAGUCUGGGAGAUUAUGUCCGAGGCUACAUGCUGCAGUUCCCCGGUGGGACGGUGUUGGACCGCUGGGUGAUGGUGACGCCGGAAGAAGAGCCGCUUGUCCUCCGACAGUUCCUUCGCUUCGGCGAGACCCGCCCAAUCGUUGAGUUGAUGACACGUCAGAGCCCGGCAGCUGUCAAUCGCCCCUCCGAUCCUGAGCUAAGGCCCGCCCCCAAGAGCUGCCAAUCAAACAUCUGCGCAUUCCCGGAGCGUGACGGAGGAACAGCAGGGAACAUAUUCAGGAACUCAGGCAAUGGUUCACAUUUGUUGACCGGCGUCUGCAGUUCUGGGAAAAGCCGUGUUGCUGACUGCAACGACACUAUCCACCAUUUUGAAAACUUUGCAGGUGGACUGUCUUUGCUUCUGCCUUUCCAUUUUCCAAGCUCCACCUUCCAGUGUUUGGCUCCUCCCACCAAGGAUCUAGUUCCUCCCUCGAAGCUAACACUACAGAAGCUCAGUGGGACCCAGCUGGGCAGGAGAACCCAGAAGGAUGGAGAUCAGUUGCAAGAGAAGGAUCCAAUUUCGCCGAAAUCCAAAGGUGAACCGGCGUUAAAAAUCAAAACGGACCCCGACAAGCCAAACCCGUCCCGGUCGCUGUGGCAACCGAACCAUCGCAUCCACAGCGAUGAAGAGCUUGACCGUCGCUGGGUCAUGGACCAACAGGAGAACACCUCUUCAUCCUGUCCUUCGCUAAGCUCUUCAUUUAUCCCCAUGUCUUCCUCACUCCGGUCAUCAAUGUCCUCCUCUUACCAGAAGUUGCAAGGCUCCUCUCCCUCCUCUUUCCAUCCUCUCCCAUCCUUCUCCUCCUCCUUUCUCUGUCCUCUUCCCGCCUCCUCCUUUUCUUCUUCCCUUCUUCCUCUGCCAUCCUUGACUUCUUCCCUCCAUUCUCUCCCAUCUUCCCCCUGCUCUCUACCUUCUUCUCCCGCAGGAGGUCGUAAAGGGAGGGUCUGUUGUGGCGUUUGUGGGAAAAGCUUCUAUGACAAAGGAACUCUGAAGAUCCACUACAACGCUGUCCACCUGAAGAUCAAACAUCGCUGCACGGUGGCCGGCUGCACGAUGGUCUUCAGCUCGCUGCGAAGCCGCAACCGGCACAGCACCAACCCAAACCCUCGGCUUCACACUGGUUCCAGCAGAGACACACAGUCAGACACGCAUACAAGGAAAACAGGCAUCAGCAACACACGGAGGAAUGAUGACGCCCAGACACCGGUGCAUGUGCACAACCUUAGAAAUGGGUUGAAUUGUCAUACAAACACCCACCACGGCAACCGACACAAUACCCCCCCUCACGCUGACUCCCCUCCUCCUGCUCCUCACCGUCUGACCCAUGACGGCAACCAGAACUUAACCCAGAGUGACUCCAAUUACAGACCCAACCCCCAGGUUCUGCCUCAUCCUCCACUUCCCCUCCGAGCCCACGGUGCCUCCUCAGUGAGCUCACCGACCCCCGUCCCCCAGGUCCUUCCUGUGGCCGAGAAAACCGAACCUUGUGGACACCCGCUCAGCCUCAACACCGCCCACACUGCACCUGACCACGCCCACGUCACCAUGGCAAACUGCAACGGGCAAUAUGGUUGCAUCGCAUUAGAGCUAACCAAUCAGCAGCGGCAGUGGGCUUCCGGUGACUCCAUUCCAAAGAAGAAGCCCAGAAAGUCGAGCAUGCCGGUAAAAAUAGAAAGAGUGAAGUCGGAGGGGAGGAGGAACAAGGAAGAGGAGGUGUACUGAAGGUCGGGCAUUGUGCUAGUUGCCCUCAGGACAAACUUUACAUGUUUGUAUUCUGUAAAGCAAAAAAAAUUGUGAUCCAGACAUUGUGUCUCGAUAAAAAAAGG